AUGUCAGAUCAAGUUAAGAUCAACCCCGACCUACUGAUACUACUAGUGGGUGCAGUAAUCAAUAAAAGUCUAUCAGAAUAUAAAGGAGACUAUCCCGAUAAAAAGGCAUCGAUACCAGUCAAUUUAUUCUUAAAGGAUCUAAACGAUAAAACAGACGAAUACACAUCAAAAUUUCCAAAUAAUGAUAUACAUUUCCCUCAAAUUGAUAUAAAACUACUAUCUUUUAUCAUAAAUAGAACGUUGUAUUUCAAAUUUGUACAAGUUACUCAAGAUUCCGUAGUAAUCGAAAUUGGAGAUAAAUAUGAAACUUAUUUGAAAAAUAUAGUUGCAACAUCUACUUUCAGAUAUUCAAAAUUCUUAUGGAACAGUGCUAAACUGUUACUAGUUGAAAAAGACCAAACUGAAGAUGUUGUAACGAAAGAAAUCGAGCUUAAAUCGUCGGAAAAUGAAGAGUCAACAAAUACCAAUGAUGCAGAUCAGGAGAAAGAGAAGUCUAUAGAACAAGUGACUGAACCAAUAGUAGAAGAAGCUGAAGAAAUUGAGGUGUUGGAGGGAGAAAAGAACGAAGAAACGAAUGCAAAGGAAACAGAAAACGUGGGAGAAACAAUAACAAAUGGCCCAGAAGAAGCACAGGAAGCAGAUAAAGUGCAAGAAGAACAAGAAGCUGAAGAAGCAGAAGGAGUGGAAGAAGCAGAGCAAGCGGAGGAAGCAGAGGAAGUGAAAGAAGCACAAGAAGUAGAAGCAGUAGAAGAAGAAGUGAAAGAAAACAUAGAGGAAGAAGAGAAGGGAGAGUCCGAAAAAGUUGAUGAAACGAAAGAGGAAGAAGUGGAACCAAUAGAUAAGGAAGUUGUGACAAAAGAAAUUGAUAAAGAUGUUGAAAUGAAGGAAGCUGAUGAAGCUGUUGAGGAGAAGGAAGCUGAUAUAGAGGCCGAGAAUGAGCAAGUGGAUGAAGAGUUAGAGAGCCCAGAAGUGGAGGAAAUAACAACUAAAACGGCAGAAAUACUUGAAGAUGAUGAAUUAAAAGAAAUUGAUCUGGAAUCAGUAAAUGAUGUUGAACCAAAAUCUUCCACCAAAGAUACAGAAGAGGGUGAAACUAUUGAACCGGAAGCAGAUGAAACGGAAUCAGAAGAUUUAGAACAAAUAAAGGAAGUAGCUAAGACAAAAGAACAGGAAGAUAGUAUAAAAACAACAACUGAUUACGAACAAGAAGAAAAACAAGAGCCAUUGGAGGUCAAAGAACCAAUCACAGAAACACCAAAACUAAAUGAAAAGGAGGAUGUCCCUGAAUCAUUAAAAGAAACCCAUACACCAGAACCAACUAAGGAAUCAAGAAAAAGACAGCGAUCGAGAUCACCAGCUCCAGCACAACAUCAUAAAAGAUUUCAAAAUAUUGCAGUUAAUUUAUUAAACUCUAUCAUGGAACAUAGAUUUUCAUCACCAUUUUUACAAGCAGUAAAUGCAAAAGAUGCACCAAAUUAUUAUGACAUUAUAUAUCAACCAAAAGAUUUAAAAUCAAUAGCAAAAGCUUUAAAAUCUAAAGUAGAUCCACCAAAAUAUCUGUCCAUAAAGGAAUUAGAAAGAGAUAUAAUGUUAAUGUUUGCUAAUUGUAUAAUGUAUAAUAAACCAGAUGAAGAUUUGGUUGAAUUAACAAGAACAAUGAAAAAAGAUGUUGGAGAAAUAUUCAAAAUGUUUAAAGAAGCUGAGAAGGAUAUACAUUAG
Messenger RNA from Lodderomyces pseudojiufengensis, 1719 nucleotides. RefSeq lists its product as uncharacterized. The coding region runs from base 1 to 1719 and encodes 572 amino acids. Gene Ontology annotation, molecular function: protein binding. NCBI's taxonomy places the organism in Eukaryota, Fungi, Ascomycota, Pichiomycetes, Serinales, Debaryomycetaceae. The record is from RefSeq and is a predicted model, not a curated record. Gene Ontology annotation, cellular component: NuA4 histone acetyltransferase complex. The transcript has a single exon.